AUGAAGAAAUACAGUGAAAAAAGAAGAAAAAAACGGGGUAUUUCAGCGAGAACCCAACUUAUACGAAUCGAUGUUAUCGAUGUCGACGAACCACCGACAUUUGAAAACGGUCCCAAACCCUAUAUGGCCGUUGUGCCAUACGAACAACCAAUUGGCAUGUAUAUUUACAAGUUUGUUGCUCGAGAUGAAGCUGGAGAUGGUGAUAAAGAUGUCGAGUAUCGGUUAAUCAAUACUGAACCCAAUGGGAUGUUCACAAUCGAUUCCACGACUGGAGUAGUCCGAACUGCUGUCAAGAACUAUAAGCCUGGAAAAACAUAUCGAGCUUUUGUACAAGCCCGUGAUAAGACUCCCUCGGACCCAAAUGCGUCUCAGGACAGUGAAGUAGCAGUGCUCGAGGUUUAUGCAGGCGAUCUACCACCUCAAUUUGUAAAACAUUACUAUUCGGUUGAGAUUCCAGAAGAUAUAGCUGUUGAUUCCAGCAUUAUUGACGUUCGAGCUAACAGAUUCAAGCCUAUCAAUGAAAAUCGUUCAAAGGGUGACCUCGUUUAUGCGCUUUACUCAUUAACGGGUGGCAAUGAACGAAAAAGCUCGAAAUUUUUCGCGAUCGACCAUUUUACAGGAGUUGUGGCUCUCAAGCAAGCGGUCGAUUAUGAUGAUAAUUCACAGCCUAAGCUUCAUAAGCUAUUAGUUGUGGCUCAAGAAGAUGGUAAAGAAAGUUCAGUUCCAUUAGAUAUAUCGAUAAAAGACGUUAACGAUAAUCUUCCAACGUUCACUCAACCAAUUUAUAUUGCUACAACAAAAGAAGACAUCAAACCUGGAAAAACUAUUCUUACAGUGCACGCUGACGAUAAAGAUUCCAAUGAGAAUGCAAAGAUAGUUUAUUCAUUGGACAAUAAAAACUUCACGAUAAAUGAACGAGGUGAAAUUGCGGCAGCUGUUCGAUUAGAUGCCGAUCAGAAUAGAGAAAGAUUUUUCAUUUACCGAUUUCAUGUUAUUGCGAUCGAUGGAGGACAACCAAAUCUAAGUUCUAAGGCUAUUGUGCAUAUUCGAACUGAAAACACCAAUGAUGAGGCGCCUGACUUUAUUCCUUCUCGGAUGUAUAGCGCCUUUGUGGCUGAAGAUGCUCAAGGUGGUACGCCAAUUGUUCAAAUUCAGGCUAUCGACCCAGACCGAGAUCAGGUCUCAUACGCUUUUCUUAUGGCAAAUGGUGUAUAUUCAACAACAACUGAGCUCUUCGAGAUUGACAAGGAUACCGGUUUGAUAAAAUUGAAGCAGAAUGUGAAACCGGAAGAUCUAUUAGAUGGUAUUUCUCCUUAUAAUUUAACAGUUAUUGCAACUGAUGAUGGUUCAUGUUGUACUGAUGAAUCGGCUAGCGUCGUCCACUCACAGACAGCUUUUGUGACAAUUGGUAUUGCUGAUGUCAACAAUAACAAACCAGAAUUUCGAGAUUGCGAAACGUAUAGUCGAAUUGCCAAAAUCAAUGAAGGCGACUAUAAAACUGAUCCACCUAUUAUUGUAAAGGUAGUAGCAACUGAUGAAGACUCGCCUCCAAAUGGCGAAAUAGUUUAUUCUUUAUAUUAUUCACAAUCAGAAUCUCGUAAACCGUUCAUUAUUAAUUCUGAAACAGGUGAACUGCGACCCUCACCCUUUGUGCGAUUUGAUCGAGAGCAAAGAGCGCAGGAGGAGGUUACUGUAAAGGCUACAGACAAAGGUGAACGUCCACUCAUCGGUUUUUGCCAGUUCACUGUGCAGAUAGUUGAUAUAAACGACAACGCACCACAGUUUGACCGUGCUUCUUAUGAAACCUCAAUUUCAAGGAGUGUUUCAGUCGGGUAUUCGGUAAUAACAAUAUUUGCGGACGAUGCAGACGCACCCCAUAAUGCAAGAAUUACUUAUUCACUGAGUGAAGAUAAUUCAGCCGAAUCAGAACAUAAAAAAGAUGUUGAAUAUUUCCGAAUAUUAAACGAAAACAGCGGUGAAAUAACUCUUGUCAACCAAAUACCUCCUUUGAAAGAUCGCUUUAUAUUUAAUGUUAUCGCGACUGAUAAUGGAAUACCUUUUGCGCAAAAUAGUACAGUUCAAGUGAUUGUAAAUGUCCAUGAAAAGCAACAAAGCGCUCCUCAAUGGCAGAGCAGUCCGGAUUGUCGUACUGCGAUCACUGUUGAUGAAGAUAUGCCGGUAAAUUCAAUUUUAAUGGCCAAUGGAGCGAAUCGUGGGACAAAUAACGAAUUGCAUUUUCGAGAGUUUCUUGAAAAAGUAAAUGGUCGUGAUUGGGUUGUCGUUAGAAAUAUGGUUGGAUUGGAUUACGAACAACAACAAAAUUAUACCUUAACAUUAACAGCUAUGGAUAUGCGUAGUAUGGUAACUUCCGACAAGCAUUUCCAUAUAAUAAUUCGCGACAAAAACGAUGCUGUCCCUCGUUUUACAGUCGAUCGUUUCACCGGCACAAUUGAAGAAGAACAAACUCCAAGUGAAUUCAUGUCGAAAUACGGUGGUCGUCCAAUUACAACAGUCAAAGCAGAAGAUGCUGAUUCCCCAGGGCCGCAAUCUGAAGUACGAUAUCGUAUAAUUGGCGAUGGAAUUGGAAGCGCAGCAAGAUUAUUUCGAAUUGAUGAGUUAAGUGGUGGAAUAUAUCCACUUGAAAUGUUUGAUCGUGAAAAAAACGAUUCAUUUAUUUUUGAUGUUGAAGCCAGAGAUAGUAUGGAUUCAAGUUUACCUGGCGCAACUGGACCAAACAGAGAUAUUGUUAAAGUACAAAUUUUUGUGGCCGAUAUCAACGAUAAUGCGCCAUAUUUUGAUGAGAAGCGUUACGAAGGUCGCGUUUCAGAAAACGUGGAUGUGAAUCAAGAUAUUAUUACUAUCAAAGCUCACGAUUUAGACAGAUUAUCCAAUCUAAAGUACGAUAUCUAUGCGGUACACGGGGGGCGCAUCCCUUUUGGUGUCAGAACUGAUUCAGGUGCAGUUUUUGUCAAAGAACCGUUGGACUAUGAAGAGGAGAAUGUAUACCAUAUGAAACUAUUAGUAACUGAUGGAAAGCAUAAUGCAACAACCGAUUUGUUCGUAUAUAUCGAUGAUGUUAACGACAAUGCUCCACAGUUCGAAAAAAGCCUUUAUGAAAUCACCGUCUUAGAGGAAGAUCAAGAUGUUCCGAAGACAUUAUUUAUUGUUAAAGCCUAUGAUGCUGAUAAGGAUGCAAAAUCAAAGGAAAUCGUCUAUCGGCUCGAAGGACAGGGAGUUGGAGAAUUUUUCCGCGUGAACGAAAGAACUGGUCGAAUUGAAAUGAUACGUCCAUUGGAUAGAGAUCCACCUGCUGGAGUUCCAGUAUGGAAUUUCAUUGUUCAGGCAAUUGAUGACAAUGGCCGUGGUUUAAUUGGCUAUGCAGAUGUUCAGGUUAAUUUACGUGAUAUCAACGAUAAUGCGCCAAUUUUCCCAUCUAAUCUUGUCGGUAGUAUCGAUGAAAACCGUGAACCUGGAAAUGAUGGCGUCUAUGUCAUGACUGCGACUGCAGUCGAUUAUGAUGACCCGCGAACUGACAACGUAGUUUUGGAAUAUAGUAUCGGCAUUAAUAAGGAGAUUGAUGGUCAGCCGGUCUUCAGGAUUGUGCCGAGUAAUGGAAAAAUUUAUGCGAUGCGUCGCUUCGAUAGGGAAUUGCCAUCUGAACGAGAAUUUGUGAUCGAGGUCCGAGCCACUGAUAAAGGCAAUCCACCGCUUGAAGGAUCCGGGAAUGUGACAAUACAAGUUAAAGAUGUUAAUGAUAACCAACCGUUUUUCGAAAAAUCUUUCUACUGGAGUUCUGUUCCUGAAACUGCUCUCGUUGGUUCUCCAAUUAUGAGCGUUUCCGCACUUGAUAAGGAUAAUGAAGCCAAGGACAAUGUUUUUUCUUACGAGCUUAUGGAAGAAGAUAAAUAUUUCUAUAUGACAACAGAAGCGGAUUCGAGCAGUUCUAGCGUUGGCGUUCUUCGAGUGAAAACAGUUAGUUCUUUUGGUGUGCAUGGUGCUUGA
Dracunculus medinensis (Guinea worm) is the source of this 4002-nucleotide messenger RNA. Lineage: Eukaryota; Metazoa; Nematoda; Chromadorea; Rhabditida; Dracunculidae. The record is from the annotation of a GenBank genome assembly.